Molecule: messenger RNA, 2046 nt
Organism: Nothobranchius furzeri (turquoise killifish)
Lineage: Eukaryota; Metazoa; Chordata; Actinopteri; Cyprinodontiformes; Nothobranchiidae
Gene: asb10
Product: ankyrin repeat and SOCS box containing 10
Biological process (GO): intracellular signal transduction
Molecular function (GO): protein binding
Source: RefSeq, a predicted model, not a curated record
GUGGACAACGGCCAGACAGGAUUCAACAACUCAAGUGAGACAGGUCUUCUUAGACCGUCUCCCUUGUUCAUCCACAUCUUUUAAAACAAUCUUUACCUCCUGGAGACAAAUCCUAGCUACAAUGUCCCGAAGCAGCUUUGCCUUCACCUCCACGGCCUUGCGUUCCCUUGAGCUUGACAGGGACAUGCUGGAAAGAGACAAGUACAGGAGGCAGCUCGCCUCCCAUCACUUUAGCAGCUAUAUGCUAAAGAAAGAGACCAAGGUGGACCAGUCCAGAUCCUGCAAAAAUCGCCCACCGGCUACCUGUCAAGACGUGGUUGUCCAAAAUGCUUUGUAUACAGGAGACCUGGAGGCACUGAAGCAACUGUUUCCAAGAGGAUCCACAGCAAACAUCGUUAUAGAGCCGCGGGGAGAAGAGAUGCGCUGGGUCGCACGGGGAGAAGGACUGUGGUCUCUGACUUACGAGCAGGAGCUGACGACGCCGCUUCACAUAACUGCCGGGCGAGGAUUCGCAGACUGCCUGCAACUUUUACUUCAGCGCGGGGCAAACGUUGACCUGGCACCAGGGGGCACCACUGCGCUGCACGAGUCCUGUGAAAACGGCCAGCCGGAGUGCACCAAGUUGCUGCUGACCUAUGGUGCAAACGCAAAUGCCACCUCAGAAGAAGGCCUCAUGCCUUUGCAUGUUUGCUCAAGCCACGAAUCCCUCGAAUGUGCCAAGCAUCUCCUUCAGUAUGGAGCUGCAAUCAACGGUUGCAGCCUGGAUGAAGACGACUCUCCGUUACACGUAGCAGCCAGAAAUGGCCUGCAAGACCACGUUGAGCUAUACCUGCGCCACGGGGCCGCUGUGAACAAACAGAACUACGAGGGUCUCACACCCCUGAAUGCAGCGUGCGCCCAGCCGCAGGAGUUGCAGGACCUCGACUGUUACUUCAAGCUGUGCCAGACACUGCUGGGGGCAGGAGCUGAUGUCCACACCGUGGAUCAGGACAAACGCAGUCCUUUGCACAUGGCCUGCAAGAAUGCAAAUCCAGAUGUUGCAGAUCUGCUGCUGGCCAACGGAGCCUGGCCUAACAACAUGGACUAUGGCGGCGAAGCCCCCAUGCACAACAUCUUAAAGGUAGUGUGCUACAAGGCUGCACAUCACCCAGAAAGGAUCGUCCGUGCUCUGCUCAAUCAUGGCUCAAUCAGAGUGUGGCCCGGUGCACUCCCCACGGUUUUGAAGCACUGCUCAGAGUCUCCAGCCACCAUCGAGGUCCUCCUGAACGCCUACAGUCACCUCAAAGUCACAGACACCUGGGUGGAGUCUGUGCCUGCAGAGGCAUUAAAGAACAACAGAGAGUUCUUCGAGUCCAUCUUCUCCUUGGCGAUGACUCCUAGUUCGCUGCAGCACUUGGCCCGUUGCAGACUCAGGAUCCUCCUGGAGGGUCGAGUACACAAGGUGGUCCCAAAACUGAGUCUGCCCACCUUUAUAAAAGACUACCUGCUCCUGGAGUGCAGAGGAUAUGUACACUAAGAGCUGUUUGAGUUCGAUCUGAGGGAAACUUACUCAGAAUAUAAGGAACUAUUGCUUUUUCAAAGGCAAAAAGGCACAUGCCGCUUGUUUUUCUGCCUCUUUUAAUCCAAAUCAACGUUUCAGUUUGUGAGUUUUGCACCACCAGGGGGAGCCGUAGCAUGGGAAUGAGAGCUAAACGGGGAUAAUGCCAAUUUCUGGUUAAUAAUUUGUUUUAUCUUUGUUCAUUUUUCUGACUAGAUGUCAAUGAAAUGACGUGCUUGUAAUUUUAUGCACGAGUUUUCGUCAGUUUGUCAGAGUUACGCAAUUUACAUUGGUAAAAUAUAUUUUCUCAGAAAAUAUUUAUACAAUUUUUUGUGUAUUUAAAAUGAACAUCACAAAUAAUAAUUUCACUAUUUAAAAUUAUUGUUUUAACUGAUUUUAUAUUUAUUUAAGAUUUAUUUUAUUUUUAUUUAUGAAUAAAUUGCAGGGAGAAGGUGGUUUUUGAGUUUUGCCAAAUAAAGUAACAUUUGAAUUUAUUAAAUGAUGAACAA